AUGUCUAGCACAAUGUUGUUGAUGAAGGUUACUUGUUUAACAAUUCUGUUGUGCAUAAUUUUAGGUCAACCACAAUCUCUUGCGUCGGCUCUCACUUGUGGCCAAAUUGAGGCAAAAUUAGCCCCAUGCAUCCCGUAUGUGACCGGAAUCGUAGGUGCUGUCCCACAACCGUGUUGCGAUGGCGUUAGGGCUAUAAACAAGCAAGCCGCGGCAAAAGAUCGUCAAGCUGCCUGUAGGUGUAUCAAAAAGGCGGCUAAUGCGGUGCCCGGACUGAAUGUUAUUGCUCUUGCUGGCGUCCCUGGUAAAUGUGGGGUUAACUUGCCUUAUAAUCUUGGUCCCUCCACUGACUGCAACAAGAUUGAGUAA
Molecule: messenger RNA, 366 nt
Organism: Lathyrus sativus (Indian pea)
Lineage: Eukaryota; Viridiplantae; Streptophyta; Magnoliopsida; Fabales; Fabaceae
Source: the annotation of a GenBank genome assembly